Messenger RNA from Pieris rapae (cabbage white), 934 nucleotides. RefSeq lists its product as uncharacterized. Gene Ontology annotation, cellular component: nucleus; microtubule cytoskeleton. Gene Ontology annotation, biological process: cilium movement involved in cell motility; cilium assembly. The record is from RefSeq and is a predicted model, not a curated record. The coding region runs from base 1 to 876 and encodes 291 amino acids. The transcript has 6 exons. NCBI's taxonomy places the organism in Eukaryota, Metazoa, Arthropoda, Insecta, Lepidoptera, Pieridae.
AUGUUUUGUGAAGAUGCCUGUCUGGGUAGUUCUUGUGGGUUAGAAAAAAUGCGGAGUAUUAAUGAUAAGCUGAAUACGGAGGUUGUUGAACGAAUAAAUGGCUCUCAGGAACUGGUGAUGCUCACAAACUUUGCUCGGGAGUCAAACGAGUACCAUUAUAAGAAAUGUCUUCAGGAAAGAAUUUCAGAUGUCAGCUCCUGGAGAUGGGUGCUUGAAGACCUAUCUAAACGUCUUGAUGAAGCAAUUCGAGCCCUGAAGUACGAGGAAAAUGCACUAGGAGUAGUGGUCGAGCGUAUAAAGGAUGAAAUUCAAAUUCAUUCAAAACAAGCAUCAAGGCCUGGUGCCAUGAAUCCCCUUUGCGAUGUAGUCGAAGAAGCAAUCAUGCAGGAAUAUAAUUUCCUAAAGGAAGAAAAGAAGAAAUUUGAAAACCUUAUUCCGGAACUGAAACAACAGACUGCAAACUUGGAGAAGACUAAAAAAAGAAUAGACAAAGAUAUACACGUCAAAGAUCAGGCAAUAAGCGUGGACGAAAACUGUGUGGAUAAAAAUUAUUCAGAUGCAGUUGUUGAUGCUAAUUGGAAAGAGAAGAAGAAGAAAGGUUUACCGAUAAAGAAAUGGGAAAAGCGAUGUCUCACUUUGAAAAGAGCGGGAUUGAGAGCCUUGAGUAAUUCUAUUGUCACGCGACAACAGGUAAGAGGAGCGAGGACCCAACUAUCUUACGCUGCGCAGGCGAUGUCCGCUCGCGUAGACACAGUAUUGAGGCGACGCAUACAUUCAAACGCACACAAGUUGGACGACUUAAAAUGGCAGAAGGAAGAGAUCCCUCCAACAUGCAGUGUCAAAUGCAAUAUCCAAAAUAGAUUGCACCUUAAAUGAUCUCUCACAUACAUUAAUAUUGGAUGAAGAACGAUUAAGUUCAAGAACUGGUGAGGUA